UACAUAAUCGCAUUACUCCCUGAGUUUAUAUCUAACAUGAGCUACCAUACCAGUAGUUGAAGAGGAAGCGAGCGCCACAAAAAAUAAUAUUAAAUAAUGAAAGCGAGAAAGGAAAAGGAGAAGCUAUCGAUGGAAACAUACAUAGAUUUUGUUCUCUCACGCAAGCAAUCAGAUCUCAAAGUCGAUUUUCUCAAUCAGAUCAUCGCCAUGCAUGGCUUCAAGAGAAUCAACAAAGCUCCGAAGAGUGUGUUAGUGAAUGCCGUAAAGUCAUUGGACGUGAUGGAUCCAUCACGAUCCACACUUAAUGAGAACAUAGGGCCGUGCGCAUCCAUCCAUCUCAACAGCAUAUUGACUGACCUAAACGAACUCUGUUGGCAAGAGUGUUGCGUCACUUCCGUCGAUGUCUUUAAUAACACAGAAGUCUCCCAAGCUUCUAAUGCCUCUGCUUCUAUGCCGUGGUGUCAUGGAUUUGAGAAUAGUGAAAUACCAAUAAAAUGGCUGACCAAACGGAAAAGGUCAGAAACUUUAGCUUGACUGUUUGCCUGUUUCCGUUUUGAUUGGGUUUGUUUGCUCAGUCAUUGCGUUUCUGGUGUUUUGGCGGGAGCGCUGAUCUCAGCCAAUUGAGUUAGCGGUACGGACGAGGAUGCCUGAAUUUUACUCCAGUCUAGUGAAUAACCUUCUAUGGUUGGUGAAACCUUGAUUUUAAAUGAGUUUUAAAUCACAAA
Mangifera indica (mango) is the source of this 725-nucleotide messenger RNA. RefSeq lists its product as uncharacterized. NCBI's taxonomy places the organism in Eukaryota, Viridiplantae, Streptophyta, Magnoliopsida, Sapindales, Anacardiaceae. The transcript is spliced from 3 exons. The record is from RefSeq and is a predicted model, not a curated record. The coding region runs from base 97 to 534 and encodes 145 amino acids.